AUGUCUAAAAUCCGUAAUAUUGGUAUUUUAGCACAUGUGGAUGCGGGAAAGACAACAACAAUAGAAAGAAUGCUUUUUUACAGUGGAUAUACAGAUCGUUUGGGUGAGGUUGAUAAGGGUUCAACAGUUAUGGAUUAUCUUCCAAUGGAGAGGGAAAGAGGAAUUACAAUUAAAUCAGCGGCAAUAUGGUUUAUGUGGAAUGGGUAUAGAAUUAAUUUUAUUGAUACACCAGGCCAUGCGGAUUUUGUGUUUGAAGUGGAACGAGCUCUUUCAGUCAUGAAUGGAGCAGUUGUUUUACUGGAUGCAAUUUCUGGUAUAGAAGCUCAAACGAUUCAUGUUUGGAGACGAGCAACUCGAUGGAAGCUUCCUAGACUUAUUUUUAUUAAUAAAAUGGAUCGACCGGAUGUUGAUCCAACUAAAAUCUUUACACAAUUUCAACAUCAAUUCGGUGUUCGUCUAGUUGCAAUGCAAGUUCCGAUUUUUAAUAACGAUUCUGGAGUAGAUAGUAGGUUUUGUGGACUUAUUGAUAUUAUAAGUAUGGAAGCGUUUUUAUGGCAUCCAAAUAGCGAUGGUACUGUAUUUACACGACAGCCACUAGAUGCUGUUACUAAUAAAAAGCAAUUAAAACAAGCAACUGAUGCACGGAUUCAUCUAGUAGAAACAUUAACAGAGGUUGAUGAAAUUUUAAUUGAUGCAUUUCUUAAUUCUGGUUCCAAUUUAUUACAUAUUGAUUCAAAUGUUUUAAGCCAAGCUGUUCGUAGGGCAACAUUAUCGAACUUUCUGAUUCCUGUUUUUUACGGUUCUUCACUUAAAAAUAUUGGUAUUCAAUUACUCCUUGAUGCAAUGGUAACUUAUUUACCCUCAUCUGAAGAGCGUUCAGAUGAGACUCUAUCCUUUAUUAAAGACAUCUCUAAAAACCUUCACCAAACAGAAGGUCAAUCAGAGAAUACGCCUAUAGAAUACAAGAAUAUUUCAUUGAUGUCAAAUCCUUUAGUUAAUUCUCUGAAAAGAGAGGAUAUUUCUGUAUUUGCUAUUGUUUUUAAGGUGGUAGUUAACCGAGGUAUUAGAUAUGUUUAUAUCGCAAUGCAUAAAGGAUGUCUUCAGAAAGGACAAUGGUUACGACUUGUACGAGGAGGUCGUAUACGAGUUGAAGAAUUACGGGAGUGUAUUGGUGGAACAACUAUUUUGGGUUCAGAUCCUACUCUUCCUCGUCCGUUUUCUGGAGUCAAAGCAAAUAAUACAGGCUCUCCAAUUAAUCGAAUUGAUCAAGGAAAUUGGGGCAUAAUGAUUAGUAACGAUAGAAUUCGUACUGGCGAUAUAUUUGUGGACAGUGCCGAUAUUGAUAUGCGAAUAGAUCAUAUAACAGAUAUGAAGAUUCAAGCUAUAUUUGAUGAAUUACCUACUCCAGUAGUUUCUGUAGCUCUUGAACCAAUAGGUGCAGAGACAAUUCGAUCUUUACCCCAGGUACUUUCAUGGCUUUUGGAUGAAGAUCCAAGUUUGCGAGUUGAUGAUAAGGAAGGACAAAUUUUAUUAACUGGAAUCGGUGAACUUCAUAUUGCAGCUGCAUGUGAUCGCUUGAUUAACCAUUUUCGUCUUAAUAUUCGUAUAGGCAAUGUUCAGCUUCAACGUCGGGAAAAGAUUUUAAAUGAAGUAGUGACACAACAAACAUAUCAUGCUACUAUGCAUAAACAAAUUCCUAUAGAUGUUGUGGUUCGUCUAAAACCUAUAGAUAAUCCCGAAAAACUCAAUGGUCUUGACAAUGAAAUUAUCAUUAAUGAAUCUGUUACGAACGAAUGUAAAUACUUAGGCAUUCAGAAGGUUCAACACGCAUGUACUGCCGGUGUUUUAGCAGGUCUACAAUCUGGUCCCAUUAAACAACUUCCUAUAAGUGGUGCUAAAGUAAUCGUGGAAUCGGUUAAUACCUAUGGAAUCACUAUUACUCCUUCAAUUUUGGGCGCAGCUGUUCGUUUUGCUAUCCUCCAUCUAAUUUCUAAUCUUCCUAACCAUUUCGUUUCUAUCGUCGAACCAAUUAUGUAUGUAAUCAUCACUUUAUCCCACGAUAAGGAUCUAGGAAACGUAAUAAAAGAUCUUACAGGUUUACGUCAAGGAAAGUUAAUUUCUAUAAACAACUGCUCUACAGGUCACCAUAUUCUUAUUGCUCAUAUUCCUCUUAAAUAUAUGUUGCAAUAUACAUCUGUCCUUAGAGAACUAACAAGUGGCACUGGUUCUUUUAUAAUGUCAUUCAAUCAUUUUGGGACACCUUAUUAA
Pneumocystis murina B123 is the source of this 2268-nucleotide messenger RNA. RefSeq names its product translation elongation factor G. Lineage: Eukaryota; Fungi; Ascomycota; Pneumocystomycetes; Pneumocystales; Pneumocystaceae. The record is from RefSeq and is a predicted model, not a curated record. Gene Ontology annotation, cellular component: mitochondrion. Gene Ontology annotation, biological process: mitochondrial translation; ribosome disassembly. The transcript is spliced from 8 exons. Gene Ontology annotation, molecular function: GTP binding; GTPase activity. Bases 1 to 2268 code for a protein of 755 amino acids.